Messenger RNA from Neomonachus schauinslandi (Hawaiian monk seal), 2716 nucleotides. RefSeq names its product semaphorin 7A (John Milton Hagen blood group) (gene SEMA7A). The record is from RefSeq and is a predicted model, not a curated record. Gene Ontology annotation, molecular function: semaphorin receptor binding; integrin binding; chemorepellent activity. Gene Ontology annotation, cellular component: external side of plasma membrane. The transcript is spliced from 14 exons. Lineage: Eukaryota; Metazoa; Chordata; Mammalia; Carnivora; Phocidae. Bases 39 to 2030 code for a protein of 663 amino acids. Gene Ontology annotation, biological process: regulation of inflammatory response; positive regulation of cell migration; axon guidance.
GUCUAGGCUGCUCGCCGCUGUCGCUCCCGGGCUGCGGGAUGACACCGCCUCCGCCCGGAUGCGCCUCCCUUGGCGCCCAGCACGCCCGCGUCCCCGGUCCGCUGGCUCGGUCCCGGCUCCCGCUGCGGCUGCUGCUGCUGCUGUGGACGGCCGCCGCCACCCAAGGCCACCCCAAGAACGGACCCCGCAUCUCCGCCGUCUGGAAAGGCCGCGCAGGACAGGACUGGGUUGACUUCGGCCUGGCAGAGCCUCACACGGUGCUUUUCCAUGAGCCCGGCAGCUCCUCCGUGUGGGUGGGUGGACGUGGCAAGGUCUAUCUCUUCGACUUCCCUGAGGGCAAGAAUGCCUCCGUGCGCACGGUGAACAUUGGCUCCGCGAAGGGGUCCUGCCUGGACAAGCGGGACUGUGAGAACUACAUCACGCUUUUGGAGAGGCAGGGUGAGGGGCUGCUCAUCUGCGGCACCAAUGCUCGGCGCCCCAGCUGCUGGAGCCUGGUGAAUGGCACCGUGGAGUCGCUUGGCGAGAGGAGAGGUUAUGCCCCCUUCAGCCCGGAUGAGAACUCGCUGGUUCUGUUUGACGGGGACGAGGUGUACUCCACAAUCCGGAAGCAGGAAUACAACGGGAAGAUCCCCCGGUUCCGCCGCAUCCAGGGCGAGAUCGAGCUGUACACCAGUGAUACCGUCAUGCAGAACCCCCAGUUCAUCAAGGCUACCAUUGUGCACCAAGACCAGGCCUAUGAUGACAAGAUCUACUACUUCUUCCGGGAGGACAAUCCUGACAAGAACCCCGAGGCCCCUCUCAACGUGUCCCGCGUGGCCCAGCUGUGCAGGGGGGACCAGGGUGGCGAGAGCUCCCUGUCGGUGUCCAAGUGGAACACCUUCCUGAAGGCCAUGCUGGUGUGCAGCGACGUGGCCUCGAACAAGAACUUCAACAGGCUGCAGGACGUCUUUCUGCUCCCCGACCCCAACGGCCAGUGGAGGGACACUCGAGUCUAUGGCGUGUUCUCCAACCCUUGGAACUACUCGGCUGUCUGUGUGUACUCACUUGGGGACAUUGACAAGGUCUUCCGUACUUCCUCACUCAAGGGCUACCAUACGAGCCUUCCCAACCCUCGGCCUGGCAAGUGUCUCCCAGACCGGCAGCCCAUCCCCACGGAGACCUUCCAGGUGGCUGACAGUCACCCUGAGGUGGCACAGAGGGUGGAGCCCAUGGGGCCUUCGAAGACGCCACUGUUCCACUCGAAGUACCACUACCAGAAAGUGGUUGUCCACCGCAUGCAGGCCAGCCGUGGGGAGACCUUCCAUGUGCUUUACCUAACGACAGACAGGGGCGUCAUCCACAAGGUGGUGGAGUCGGAGGAGGGGGAACGCAGCCUUGUCUUCAACAUCAUGGAGAUCCAGCCCUUUCACCACCCGGCCACCAUCCAGGCCAUGUCGCUGGACACGGAGCGGCGGAAGCUGUAUGUGAGCUCCCAGUGGGAGGUGAGCCAGGUGCCCCUGGACCUGUGUGAGGUCUAUGGCGGGGGCUGCCACGGCUGCCUCAUGGCCCGAGACCCCUACUGCGGCUGGGACCAGGGCCGCUGUGUCUCCAUCUACAGCUCCCAAGGACCAGUGCUGCAGUCCAUUAAUCCAGAAGAGCCACACACGGAGUGCCCCAAUCCCAAACCAGACAAAGCCCCACUGCAGAAGGUCUCCCUUGCUCGGAACUCUCGUUACUACCUGAGCUGCCCCAUGGAGUCCCGUCACGCCACCUACUCAUGGCGCCACGAGGAGAAUGUGGAGCAGAGCUGCGAGCCGGGCCACCAGAGCCCCAACUGCAUCCUGUUCAUCGAGAACCUCACAGCCCGUCAGUAUGGCCACUACCGCUGCGAGGCCCAGGAGGGCUCCUACUUCCGCGAGGCUCAGCACUGGGAGCUACUGCCCGAGGACGGCGCCACCGCCGAGCACUUGCUGGGCUGCGCCCGGGCCCUGGCCACCUCCCUCUGGCUGGGCGUCCUGCCCACGCUCGCUCUCGGCCUGCUGGUCCACUAGGGCCUCCUGCAGCUGGGCAUGGCGCGGGGUCCUGCGGCCUCAGGGGCACCGGGACAGUCUCCUACCUGGAGCCGGCUGGGCCCGGCGAGCUCCUUGCCCGCUGCCCCUUCCAGGGGGCCUGCAUAACCCGAUGAAGGACACCAGGCCUGGAGACGGCCAGCCGCGGGCGGCUGCUGGGCCCAUGUGGGGCACGGGGGCUGGGGGCCGCGGGAGGAAGGCGCUGCUGUGAAGCUGGGCACUGAUGACUUCAGACUUGAUCUUCUGGAGACUACUUUUCGAACACCCCUCCACAAACUUGACUAAAUGCAGUGAUGUUCCCAGCCCAAGAGCCCAUGGGCCAGAGAAUGGGGUUUGGGGAGGGAAGGUGGGACCCCGGCUUUGGAGCUUGGGGCCAAGGCCUGAGUCCUUCCGGACUCCCCAUACCCCAGCUGCCCCCUCCCCCUCCUUCCUGCCGUGGCCGUGGCAGGGGGUGGCUGUGGCCGUGGCCGGAGGUGGCCGCUGUUCCUUUAGGCCCUGGGCUGCCUUCUGCGACUCCCUCACCAGCCUUGGGACCCAGCAGGCGGCGGCCUUGCAUGUUUAUUGAAGGAUGUUUGCUUUCCGGACGGAAGGACGGAAAAAGCUCUAUUUUUAUGUUAGGCUUAUUUCAUGUAUAGCUAAUUCUGACUGCAUCUGUAUGAAAAUACCAA